AUGUCCGACCAGAGGUGCGGAAACGACUCAAAAAGUAGGGUUUAUUUAUCCGUAUUCACAUGUUGUAACCGACCGAUGCGCCGCAGUUGCACUAAAUUUUGCAACAGCGCGACAGCACGCCCCCGCGGGCGAACCCGCGGCGCCACUCGUCACGUCGCGACAACGCGCGCGCGUGAAGCAAGAGACGCACCUCAGAGUCACCGAGCCCUGACCGGCCGACACUCGCGCGUUAGCAGAGAUGGUGCGUCGUCAGCGCCCCCUCGCCUCCACCGUAGGGAUUUCCCCGCCGCGCAGGAAACCGUCGGCGGCGGGGAACACUUUUUGGAGGGUGCCAUCGCCGCCGGGGUUGGGCGACGGCGGGGGACGCGAGAGAUCGCACCCAACCCGCGCAUUCGCGUCCAGCCCGAUGCUCAGUUCAUCCUCUACGAGUCAGCCUCCGGCUACGCCCUCUUCGAGGGCCUCGACUUGGAUGAGAUUGGCCAGACCUCCGAGGCUGUCCAGGCUACCAUAACCGACAUGACCCGCUUCGGCAAGGUGGUCAAGCUCAAGGGUUUCAAGCCCUUCACCUCCGCGGCGAUGGCCCUCGACGAGAUCAACAACGUCGCCGAGUCCACGUGCUCCGACGACCUCAAAAAUUUCCUCGAGCUGAACCUCCCAAAGGUGAAAGACGCCAAGAAGGCCAAGUUCAGCCUGGGCGUGUCCGAUCCCAAGCUGGGAAACGCCAUCGUUGAGAAGACGGGCAUUCCGUGCGUGUGCAACGACAAGAUCGGCGAGAUCAUGCGCGGCUGCCGCACGCACUUCACCCGAUUCCUCAAGGGGUUGAAGGAUGGCGACUACGAGAAGGCCCAGCUGGGUCUGGCGCACUCGUUCUCCCGAACCCGCGUGAAGUUCAACGUGAACCGCUCGGACAACAUGAUCAUCAACGCCAUCGCGCUCGUCGAUAUCCUGGAUAAGGACAUCAACACGUUCAUCAUGCGCGUGCGCGAGUGGUACGGCUGGCACUUCCCCGAGCUCGUCAAGGUCAUCAACGACAACUACCUCUACGCUAAGCUCGCGCUCGCAAUCAAGGACAAGUCCACGCUCAACGACGAUGCGCUCAAGUCCCUCGCCGAGAUCACCGGCGACGAGGACGUGGCGAAGGAGGUCAUCGGGGCGGCGAAGGCGUCCAUGGGCCAAGAUAUCUCCCCGGUGGACCUCAUCAACAUCGAGGCUUUCGCCAAGCGGGUCAUCUCGCUCGCGGAAUACCGAACCUCGCUGCACAACUACCUUCGAUCGAAGAUGGCGGCGGUUGCGCCGAACCUCGCCGCGUUGAUCGGCGACAUCGUGGGCGCCCGCCUCAUCUCGCACGCGGGCUCGCUCACCAACCUGGCCAAGUACCCCGCCUCCACCGUCCAGAUCCUCGGCGCCGAGAAGGCUCUCUUCCGCGCGCUAAAGACCAAGGGCAACACCCCAAAGUACGGCUUGAUCUUCCACUCCUCCUUCAUCGGCAAGGCGCACGCGAGGAAUAAAGGCCGCAUCUCGCGGUACCUCGCCAACAAGUGCAGCAUCGCGUCGCGCAUCGACUGCUUCUCCGAUUUCCAGACGGACGCCUUCGGCCAGAAACUCAAGGAGCAGGUGGAGGAGCGCCUGGAGUUUUACGACAAGGGCACCGCGCCCAGGAAGAACAUCGCGAUGAUGCAGGCGGCGCUGGAGGCGGCUGGGCCCGAGUACGCGAGCGCCAACGCCGGCGGCAAGAAGCGCAAGUCGUCGGGGGGCGGGGACGAGUCGACCCCGAAGAAACAGAAGAAGGACAAGAAGGAGAAGAAGGACAAGUCCGCGAAGAAGGAGAAGAAGGAGAAGAAGGAGAAGAAGUGAGCGACUUUUCCGGGGGGGUUUCGGGAACCACAAUGUACUUACUAGCCACACUCAGAUAUAUAAAAAACACUGCGUGCUUCG
This is a messenger RNA of Micromonas commoda, 1935 nucleotides long. RefSeq lists its product with no specific name. NCBI's taxonomy places the organism in Eukaryota, Viridiplantae, Chlorophyta, Mamiellophyceae, Mamiellales, Mamiellaceae. The record is from RefSeq and is a predicted model, not a curated record. The transcript is spliced from 4 exons. Gene Ontology annotation, molecular function: snoRNA binding. Gene Ontology annotation, cellular component: box C/D methylation guide snoRNP complex; small-subunit processome. The coding region runs from base 1 to 1854 and encodes 617 amino acids.